Molecule: messenger RNA, 456 nt
Organism: Hyphopichia burtonii NRRL Y-1933
Lineage: Eukaryota; Fungi; Ascomycota; Pichiomycetes; Serinales; Debaryomycetaceae
Exons: 2
Coding region: 1-456 (151 amino acids)
Source: RefSeq, a predicted model, not a curated record
AUGUCAAAAGCUGGAACUCACAUCUCUGUUACGGCCAUUGGUUUGGUUAAAGCUAAUGGUAAAAACAUAAGACAAGAAUAUCAAGCAUGUACAAAAUCUCACGAAUAUGAAGAGGAAGAUAAUCUCAAUGAAAAUAUUUCUAAUGAAAAUCAGAACAAAAAGUAUUCCAAACUAAGCACAAUCAACUUAUAUGCUCAAGUUAGAAAGAAUAUACGGGACUCUGGAUUACCGCGUAUUGAAGAACUGGUAUGUGUAUCUCCUAAUCUCUUCAGUUUGAAUUUGGCUAAAAGUGUAGAACUAAAUCAGAUUCCUUUAAAUACGAAGUUUAUGUUAAGAGAGCUUUAUUUACAUGAAGCUAAAAUACGACAUUUAAGACUUUGUGAUUCAUAUUUUGAUGAAGCUAUCCCGCCGGAACGUUCCAUCACUAAGUACAUCUAUUAUCACUUCGAUGAUUGA